Molecule: messenger RNA, 1985 nt
Organism: Hydractinia symbiolongicarpus
Lineage: Eukaryota; Metazoa; Cnidaria; Hydrozoa; Anthoathecata; Hydractiniidae
Product: pre-mRNA-processing factor 17-like
Exons: 22
Coding region: 33-1739 (568 amino acids)
Biological process (GO): mRNA splicing, via spliceosome
Cellular component (GO): catalytic step 2 spliceosome
Molecular function (GO): protein binding; mRNA binding
Source: RefSeq, a predicted model, not a curated record
CAGCCGGAAAGAUAACUCUCCGAAAAAUUAAGAUGGAUGCGCUAGCUGCGUACGGUUCAGACGAUGAGCAAGAAACUGAUCAGCAAUCUAGAAAAACUUCUGAAGAUGUUGCGUCUCACCUUAAAGGUUCAGUGUCAUUAGAUACGUUAAAAUCAAAAUUCCAAUUAGAUAUUGCCCCAAUAGUUCAAGAGAAAAAGUAUGAAAAAGAUGUCCAAAGACAUUUGGUAGACCCAACUACAAAAGAACUCAAAUACAAUGUCAAAUAUGAUGACAUGUUUGCACCUGAGAUUGGCCCAAUGAAUCCAUAUAAAACUAAACAACAGUUGGCGAAGAAAAAUACACUAGCUGGUUAUGUUGAAGAAGCAAACUUUAGUAAAUUUCAAUUUGAUAAUCAACAGAAGACAUUUACUAGUUAUGGGUAUGCAAUGGAUCCAAGUUCAGAAGGAGAAAAGUAUAUUGGUGAUCUUGAAAAGUUAAAUGAAAAUUCAGGAAAAACUGUGUUUGAAGCAACAAAGAAAAGGCCUGGAGAUAAGCGUAGACGUGAAAAACCAGGUGACCCUGAAGAAAUUGAUGGAUACUUAGGUCCAUGGGCAAAGUUUGCUGACGAAAAGACAUCUGCAAAACCUUCAGAGGAACAAAAGGUUAUACUCGAUCAGUAUGAAGAGAAGAAGGAAAAACGAGGCAAGAAGGACGAGGAAAAGAUUGAAGAGAAAACAAAAGCACACAUUGAGGAUCUAUAUGAUUAUCAAGGCCGUCCGUUUCUUCAUAUACCUAACGACUCGGAUACAGACUUUCGUUCCGAAGAUCCGCCAGAUAAAUGUUUUCUCCCAAAGAAGCUUAUGCACACGUGGUCUGGUCACUCAAAGGGUGUGGCAGCCAUCAGAUUAUUUCCCAAAUCUGGUCACUUGCUUCUUUCAGCGAGCAUGGAUUGCAAAAUUAAGAUAUGGGAAGUUUACAAUAAGCGUAGAAACAUCCGAACCUACCAUGGCCAUUCCAAAGCAGUACGGGAUAUAUGUUUUAAUAAUGAUGGAACGAAAUUUUUAAGUUGUAGUUACGAUAGAUGGAUUAAGUUAUGGGACACUGAAACUGGUGAAUGUUUAGGCAGAUAUUCCAACAAAAAGAUACCUUACUGCGUCAAGUUCAAUCCUGAUGAGGAUAAGCAAGACUUAUUUAUUGCUGGUAUGUCAGAUAAAAAAAUGAUAACGUGGGAUAUCAGAGAGAAUGAAAUUGUUCAAGAAUACGACAGACAUCUGGGCGCAGUGAAUACCAUCACCUUUUUUGACAGAAACCAAAGAAUAGCUACAACUUCAGAUGAUAAAAGCAUUCGAAUAUGGGAAUGGGAUAUUCCUGUUGAUUCGAAGUUGAUACAAGAUCCCACAAUGCACUCCAUGCCCGCUGCCACGCUUUCACCCAAUGGCAAAUGGCUUGCCUGUCAAUCCUUGGACAAUCAAAUAUUAAUUUACAAUGUUAUCAAUCGAUUUCGUCAAAACAGAAAAAAAUCUUUUAAAGGACACAUGAAUGCUGGUUACGCGUGCCAAGUAAACUUUUCACCAGACAUGAGUUAUUUGAUUUCCGGUGAUGGAGAUGGCAAGUUGAACAUUUGGGAUUGGAAAACAACAAAAUUAUAUAGUAAGUUCAAAGCGCACAACGAGGUAUGUAUUGGUUGUGAGUGGCUUCCACACGAAACGUCGAAGAUUGUGACCUGUGGCUGGGAUGGACUAAUCAAAUUGUGGGACUAACCUGGCCUAUUUUAAGACGCUUAUCGCGCCACAAGCAGAUAUAAGCCAAUUGCUAAUGAAGGUUCUAAUAUAAACGUACGAUAGAGAAGCUUACAAGAGACGUGAAGUGUAAAGGUUGCAAGUUGACUUUAAUAGAAGAGAAUAAUUUUCGACGAAAAAAACUAUUUGAACUGACAACAUUGUGAAAAAUUUUAUAUUCUUUAUUGAUUUUAUUUAUUAUAAAUACCAUGCUUUAACUUUUGAAAA